AUGUUAUCCUCUCAAGUGUUCAACAUAUUCCGAAAGCCUCACGUCGACGAGUCCAUACAAAAGGUCGAAUGGAGAACAUACUACCCUUACGUCAAGUCGUUUAGAAAUAAUGAUGUUAUAGAAAUCAACAUCAAUCAGUCUGAUGCUUUCAAUGCUCUCUAUGAAAGUAUCUUACACAUCAGUGGAAAAGUUACGAGAACUGAAGGUGCAGGACAUGUAGCUUUCGUCAAUAAUGCCGGUGCCUAUAUGUUUCAAUCCAUCAGUUAUGAUCAGAAUGGCAAGGAAUUGGAAUCAGUACGUGAUUUUGGUACUGUGCGCACUGUCAGAGGUUAUUUGUGCUACAGUGCCGAAGAUACGGAACAAUUGGCUAUAGCAAGAUGGACCUACCCCAAUAACGUUGAUGUCAUGAAUGCAGCAAGUUUGGCAUUCAGUAUGUUUAUCCCAUUGAAGCAUCUGCUGAAUAUUGUCAACGAUUAUGAAUGUGUCUCAUAUGGUAAACAUUCCAUUCGUUUGGUGAGAGCUGAAAACGAUAACAACUGCUUCAAAAUCACCGAAAAUGCUGUUGGCACCGCUGUUGUACCCACAAAAUUACAAUUGGAAAUCAAAAACGUGGAACUCGAAGUGAAAAGACUAUUUCCGAACGAUCAAAUCAAAUUGCACUUUUUGAAGGCAAUCAAAGCCGACACUCCCAUCCUGAUACCCUUCAGAAAAUGGGAAUUGCAUAUGUUGCCUUCUCUCACGACAGGCGCCACCAAUGGAAUAUGGGCCGUCAAGACAUUUUCGUUUCUCUUGGCCUUCGAUGAAGGAGCCUUUCCACAGGCGUACUUCAACUACACGCAAUUUGGAUAUAGCUAUAAAAACACCUUCCAACACACUCCGCUCCUAGGCUACCCCGAAUUUGCCAAUAUACAACCUCUUUUUGUUAUCGAUUGUUCGCGACGAUACGGAAGUGUCAAAAGCUCCACUGUCGAUGUCAAACUUGAAAUUGAAGCAUCCCAAGAAUUUUCUGCCAACACUCGAGCCUAUUGCAUCAUCAUCCAUGAUAACAUCAUUGAGCACCUCCCACUCAGCGACCAGGCCGGGACGUCAAAUAGUAAUACUGGUCCGAACUUAGAAGUGACAAAUAUAGAGAAUCCUUUCGCACGGAGAAGCUCAGUGGCAAGGGCACCCCCAAGGCCAAGAACUACAUCCUUACCAGACUCCGCGAGCCAAGAGGUAUUCGAAAACCUAAGGAGUGACGAUACGGCAGAAGAAAGACGCUACAAGCGCAAGAAAAUGGAAAAGACCCCUGAUAAGGCCAAAGCUGAAUCUGAAAAAACCCCUGAUGAAGCCAAAGCUGAAGAAAAGACCGCAUGUGCCUUCAAGAGAAUCAUGGAAAAAAUGCUCAAGCAGAUCAAGUCACUGGAGAAAAUCGCCAAGGAGGCAUACAAACCAAAAUUGGAACUGAAAGAGGGAAUCAGCAGACUGGCUAUGCAUGCAGCACAACUGCAAAGCAAAGAGAUGAAAGAAUGGCUCGACGAGGCAACAAAUAGUACAAAGGAACAAGAGAUCCAGCAAGCUAUGCUCAGAGAGAGAUAUAAUUUCAACAACCAGUUACAACACAUGGAAGAGGAACACGAGAAAGAACUUGGAGAGCUACAUGGAGAAGUGCAAGAAGGAACCGAGGACCGUAUAGUGUACCAGUCCUUAAGAACCGCCAAGAUGUACAUGCUGGAACACAACAAAACAAAGCUAGCCUCACCACAAGUCGAAGGAACUAUAGGAACUACGCUUGUGAGAAUGCUAGAAUUUUUAUACGCAGACACCAAUGUGGAGAUCACAGUGUACAUGGGAAACGAAGGACAAGAGAACACUAAUUCUCGAAUGGGGCGAAAACUGCUAGUGAAAGUAGACGAAACACCUUACCAAGUGGAAAAAACGUCCAAAAGAGAAGGAAGAAGCCGACACAGGAGGCAAUUCUUGUGA
Molecule: messenger RNA, 1965 nt
Organism: Phaedon cochleariae (mustard beetle)
Lineage: Eukaryota; Metazoa; Arthropoda; Insecta; Coleoptera; Chrysomelidae
Source: the annotation of a GenBank genome assembly